CUUAUUGUAUGCAUACUCCCUUAAAUGCCAUUUUAUGAUGUAUCUUUUUUUAAGUUUAUUGUUGUUUUAAAUGCGAAAAGACACCCUUUUUUCAUCAUGGAGAAAAGGCCAUCUAAUUGGUGUCAGGACAAGCAUGUGUGUGUGUGGGCGGGGGCUACUGGGAGUUUGCGUUACUAUAAAUCUGGGCUCUUUGAUCCAUACUGUGCCUUUGCCACCAAAAAAGAGAACGGUGAAUCUGAAUUGAGUAAAUGGAUGCCCAUGUCAACAUCAGCCAAACUGAAGUCUGGGAAAAGUCUUUUCUCUGUUAUGAGUUUAGUAACAGGUCUUGUCAAAAGUUUGUCUAUCCUUUGGAAACUCGAAUAUUGCUCUACAUUCUGUUUAGCAUCUCUUCAAUUAUCACAAUUCUAGGAAAUCUGCUGGUGAUCAUAACGGUCAUUCAUUUCAAGCAGCUUCACACACCGACUAACUACCUCAUCCUGUCUCUGGCCGUGGCCGAUCUGCUUGUAGGAGGAGUUGUGAUGCCUCCCAGCAUGCUGCGCUCCAUCGAGACGUGCUGGUAUCUGGGAGAUUUGUUCUGUAAAAUACACAGCAGUCUUGAUGUGACAUUAUGCACUGCGUCAAUUUUAAACCUCUGUAUCAUUUCGUUAGACAGGUAUUAUGCCAUAUGUCACCCCUUUCAAUAUCACAGUAAAAUGACUUCAAUGGCUACACUAGUUAUGAUUAUUAUCUGCUGGACUGUUUCGGCUGCUCUGGGGUUUGGCAUGAUCUUCAUGGAGCUUAAUAUUACUGGCAUCGAGGAUUUUUACUAUGACAACAUUGACUGUGAUGGAGGCUGCUUUGUGUUUCAGAGUAAAGCAGGAGCUACUGUAUUUUCACUGAUCUGUUUUUAUAUUCCUGCAUUUGUCAUGCUCUGCGUGUACCUUAAGAUCUUACACGCAGCUCAACGGCAGGUUCAGGCCAUUCAGAACGUGAAUUCUGAAAUGAAAAAAGAGGGAAAAGCCACUAAGACUUUAGCCAUCAUCAUGGGGGUGUUUCUGAGUUUCUGGAUUCCUUUUUUCCUUUGCAAUAUUAUCGAUCCCUUUAUUGGUUACUCUGUACCACCACUGUUGUUUGAUUUGUUCCUGUGGGUGGGAUAUUAUAAUUCCACCUGUAAUCCUAUAGUGUACGCCUUCUUUUACAGCUGGUUCAGACAUGCAUUCAGAGUCAUUCUAUCCAAAAGAGUAUUCCAGACAAAUUCUUCAAAAAUAAUACUGUUGUAACAGGGAAAUGGAUCAUAUGCAAAUGCAUUUUCAAUCUUUUAUCUACUGAUUGGUACAUAUUGCAGUGUAUCUGUUUUUUUUUUUGUUUUUUUUUAAAUGUUUGUGAUUUCUUAAAUGGACCGUCAUGUUCAAAGGAGUGCAAAACAAAUCUUUUUUAAAGACUUGUAUGUGAGUGUCUGCAUAUAUGAGUGUGUCUUGGCAUUCAGGGCUUUUCUGAGUCCACCAGUGUUGAUGUUUGCCCCUCUCAUGGAUUCUUAUUAAUUAAAUUCUAAUAAAUUUUAACUGUGCAAAAACUG
Molecule: messenger RNA, 1555 nt
Organism: Labeo rohita (rohu)
Lineage: Eukaryota; Metazoa; Chordata; Actinopteri; Cypriniformes; Cyprinidae
Product: trace amine-associated receptor 1-like
Exons: 2
Coding region: 249-1259 (336 amino acids)
Biological process (GO): adenylate cyclase-activating adrenergic receptor signaling pathway
Cellular component (GO): membrane
Molecular function (GO): trace-amine receptor activity
Source: RefSeq, a predicted model, not a curated record